GCGAAGUGGGCGGAGGCGCGGGCCGGUGCUCGGGUCGCUGAGUACCGCGGAGACGCCGGACGCGAAGCUAGAGGAGAAUCGGCCAUUUUGGACGGGAGGGGGGGGGGUCCCCUCAGCCACCACGUGAGAGAGGAGAGCCCGGAGAGGGAGCGAUCGGGCGAGAGCGGAGCAGAGAACAAGGGGAGGACAGGGGGAGAGACAAUCACAUGUGCUGAGCUCCGGCGGACACCGGAACAAUGCCGACAGCCGUCCUGCCGCCAAAGGAGAACGCCCUCUUCAAGAGGAUCCUGAGGUGCUACGAGCACAAGCAGUACAGAAACGGCCUGAAGUUCUGCAAACAGAUCCUGUCUAACCCCAAGUUUGCCGAACAUGGAGAGACGCUGGCCAUGAAGGGGCUGACCCUCAACUGCCUGGGAAAGAAGGAGGAGGCCUGUGACUUGGUACGGCGAGGGCUUCGCAAUGACCUGAAGAGUCAUGUCUGCUGGCACGUCUAUGGCCUGCUGCAGAGGUCGGACAAGAAGUACGACGAAGCCAUUAAAUGUUACAGGAAUGCCCUGAAGUGGGACAAGGACAACCUCCAGAUCCUGAGGGACCUCUCACUGCUGCAGAUCCAGAUGAGGGACCUGGAGGGCUACAGGGAAACCCGGUAUCAGCUGCUUCAGCUCCGGCCUGCACAGAGGGCCUCCUGGAUCGGCUACGCCAUCGCCUACCACCUGCUGGAGGACUAUGACAUGGCCUCCAGGAUCAUCGAGGAGUUCAGGAAAACGCAGCAGACGUCGCCUGACAAAGUGGACUACGAGUACAGCGAGCUGCUGCUCUACCAGAACCAAGUCCUCCGGGAGGCGGGUCUCCACAAGGAGGCGCUAGACCACCUCAGCACUUAUGAGAGGCAGAUCUGCGACAAGCUGGCCGUCGAGGAGACCAAAGGGGAGCUGCUGCUGAACCUGGAGCGCAUGGAAGAGGCGGGCGAGGUGUACCGGCAGCUGCGGGAGCGGAACCCAGAGAACUGGUCCUACUACCACGGGCUGGAGAAGGCCUUGAGACCGGCCACCAUCGAGGACAAGCAGAAGAUCUACGAGGACGCCUGGGUGAAGUUCCCCAAAGGCCUGAUGCCUCGGAGACUCCCACUUAACUUUUUAAGAGGUGAGAAAUUUAGGGAUUGCCUGGAUAAAUACUUAAGAAUGAAUUUCAGCAAAGGAUGUCCCCCUGCGUUUACCACCCUGAAGUCGCUGUACACCGACAAGGAGAAGGUGUCUAUAAUCCAAGAAUUAGUGGUCGGCUAUGAAAUGUCUUUAAAAAGCUGUCGGAUGUUUCAUCAAAAUGACGAUAGGAAGGAGGAGCCUCCCACCACCUUGCUGUGGGUGCAAUACUUCCUGGCUCAGCACUAUAACCAGACCGGCCAGCAAGGACUGGCCCUGGACUACAUCAACGCCGCCAUCGAGAGCACGCCUACUCUCAUCGAGCUCUUCGUGGUCAAAGCCAAAAUCUACAAGCAUGCAGGGAAUAUCCGGGAAGCGGUGCGGUGGAUGGACGAGGCACAGGCCCUGGACACGGCAGACCGCUUCAUCAACUCCAAGUGCGCCAAGUACAUGCUGAAGGCGGGCAUGGUGAAGGAAGCUGAGGAGAUGUGCUCCAAGUUCACGCGGGAAGGAGCCUCGGCAGUGGAGAACCUGAAUGAGAUGCAGUGCAUGUGGUUCCAAGCAGAGUGUGCCGUGGCCUACAAGGCCACAAGGAAUUACGGCGAGGCACUCAAGAAGUGCCAUGAGAUCGAGAGGCACUUUGUGGAGAUCACGGACGACCAGUUUGACUUUCACACGUACUGCAUGAGGAAGAUGACCCUACGCUCCUAUGUGGAUCUACUAAAGCUGGAGGACGUGCUGCGCAUGCACCCCUUCUACUACAAGGCCUCGCGGACGGCCAUCGAGAUUUAUCUCGGCCUGCACGACCACCCGCUGGCCGACGAGAACAAGGAGCUGAAGGCAGAUACUGCCAACCUGACCGACAAGGAGCUGAAAAAACUGCGGAACAAGCAGCGGCGGGCGCAGAAGAAGGCGCAGCUGGAGGAGGAGAAGAAGAACGCAGAGAAGGAGAAGCAGCUUAAGAACCAGAAGAAGAAGAAGGAGGAGGACGACGAGGAGAUCGGCAGCCCCAAAAAGGAGCUCGUGCCGGAGAAACUGGCGAAGGUAGAAAAUCCACUGGAGGAAGCCGUUAAAUUCUUAACUCCCUUGAAAAACCUGGUGAAGAAUAAGAUUGAUACGCAUCUCCUGGCAUUUGAGAUCUACUUUAGAAAAGAGAAGUUCCUGCUGAUGCUGCAGUCGGUGAAGAGGGCCUUCGCCAUAGAUCCUGAGCACCCUUGGCUCCACCAGUGUUUAGUACGUUUCUUUAGAGCGGUGUCCCGGAGUAAAGACUUAGCAGAAGGAGUGCAGUUGGUGCUGAGACAGGAAAUCGCCAGGCUGUUCGGCAACUGCGACGCCAAGAGCUUCAACGAGGCUUUCCUGAGCAAGCACUCGGGCUCCAUUCCUCACAGGUUAGCAGCUGCCAGAAUGAUGUACUACCUGGAUUCCUCCGUGGAGAAGAAGGCUGUGGAGCUGGCCGUAGCGUUGGAUGAGUCCCUCAGCAACCGGAGCAUCCAGAUCUGCACAGAAGUGCUAGAAAACCUACGCAGCGGGAGCCUGGGCAAUAGCAAGGAGAAGGCGGAGGUCUACCGGGCAGAGUGCCAUAAGCUGUUCCCCUACACGUUGGCGUUCAUGCCACCGGGGUAUGAGGAGACCAUGAAGAUCACAGUCAAUGGGGACGUAAGCGCCGAGAAUGAGGACCUGGCCAAUGAGAUGUGAGGGGGGGUGGGUGCAUGAGGCAUCUAUGGACGGAGAUGGGCUAGCAGACGGAGAGGGAACUCACCGCCAUUUCUGAGCAGCACCGCCACGGCUCUCUGCCGCCCCCUGCAGUGUCGGCUGUGACCUGGAUUAGAAGUGUGUUGGAAAGAGGGGGAAGAGAGAGAGUAAAAAUAGCCAUUUUACUUUUCUAAUCUCGCUGACAACAGCUCUCUAACUGAACAAAAAUGACUAAAAACUCUGAGACUGAACCACUGCUGGUUUUCUCUGAUGAGCCAAUAGCAGCUACUUUGACUGUGUUCCAGUAUCUAUUUCCCAAGUUUUUUAAAGUAAUUAUAUAUAUAUAUAUAUAUAUAUAUAUAUAUAUAUAUAUAUAUAUAAAAUAUGAAAAUAUAGAUAUAUGGAAAAUUCUUUCAGGAACAACUGUGAUCUGUGG
Molecule: messenger RNA, 3267 nt
Organism: Brienomyrus brachyistius
Lineage: Eukaryota; Metazoa; Chordata; Actinopteri; Osteoglossiformes; Mormyridae
Product: N-alpha-acetyltransferase 15, NatA auxiliary subunit-like
Exons: 20
Coding region: 237-2834 (865 amino acids)
Biological process (GO): N-terminal peptidyl-methionine acetylation
Cellular component (GO): NatA complex; cytoplasm
Molecular function (GO): protein binding; protein-N-terminal amino-acid acetyltransferase activity
Source: RefSeq, a predicted model, not a curated record